Molecule: messenger RNA, 1377 nt
Organism: Paramecium tetraurelia
Lineage: Eukaryota; Ciliophora; Oligohymenophorea; Peniculida; Parameciidae
Exons: 6
Biological process (GO): protein phosphorylation
Molecular function (GO): ATP binding; protein kinase activity
Source: RefSeq, a predicted model, not a curated record
AUGGAUAAGUAUACAAGAAUAAAAAUGAUUGGGAAGGGUAAUUUUGGUGAUGUUUGGCUGGUUGAAGACAAUAAAGGAUAGAAAUUUGCCCUCAAGUUAAUCGAUUUGUAAUUUUAGAGUGUUGAUCCAACAAAUGAAGUUACUUUGCUAAAGGUUCUGAAACAUCCAAAUAUCAUAAAAUACUAUAGUUCAUUUGUGUAGAAUGAUUAAUUAUGCAUUUUGAUGGAGUUUGCAGAAAAUUAUGAUCUUUAAAUAUAUACGAAAAGCAAUCCAUCAAACAUAUUAAAUUGGUUUACAUAAUUGUGUUAAGCAGUACAAUACUUACAUUCAAUGAAUAUUGUCCAUAAGGAUAUAAAAAUGAAAAAUGUGUUUUUGACUAAAGAUGGCAUAAUCAAAUUGGGAGACUUCAGUAUUUCUAAAAAGCUAGAUGCAUCAUUGAAUCUAACAUAAUUAGAUUCUUAAGGUACUCCAUACUAUUUGUCACCUGAGAUUUGUGAAUCUAAACCAUAUAAUACAAAGAGUGACAUUUGGGGAUUGGGAUGUCUCCUCUAUGAAUUAUGCACCAAAUAAAAACCAUUUCAAGGAGAGUCUCUACCAGAAGUCUUUAAGAAUAUCAUAACAAGUGAAACUCCAAAAUUACCUGAAGGAUUCCCAUAAUUUUAUCAGGAUAUAAUCAAUCAAUGUUUACAAAAGAAUCCUCAAGACAGACCAGAAAUCUCAUAACUAUUAGAAAUUCCAGAGAUAAAGAAGGAAAGACUUAAGUUUCAACAGUUAUAUAAAUAAAGAUUGAUAGGAAUGCUUAAAUAAAUAGAUAGUGCUUAAUCAGACUCAGUUUAAACUAAUAUCAAGUAGUUGCAUAAGCCAAUCUUUACUCCAUAAAAUAAAUCCCAAUCGUUAUUAUUUAAAAAUCUAUUCUCAGAAUAAAUUCAAUCCAACAUUAAGAAACCAAUGACUAAGAAAAUCAUUAAAAUUGAUACUGAUUUAAUAGAAAAGGAUGAUUAAUAAUAAUAACAGAAUGAAACUCCAACUUAAUUUGCCAAACAAUUAUUCAAUCCUAAAACCCCUACAUCUCCAAAUAGAAAUCUAUUAUUAGCAGAUUUUUUGAAGAAGAAACUUGGAGAGUAAAAGUUCUUGGAUGUUCGCUAGAUUCUUGAAGAGUCGUAGAACCCAAUUUAAUUGUUAGAUCAAAGGGAAAUCAUGGCGAAUUUGAUGGGUGAAGAGAAUUUAGAAUGUGUUAAAAUAUUUAAAAUACUCAUAAGUAAUUGUACCACUCUACCAGGCAAUCACUUUCGAUAGAUGAAUAAUUAUUAGUUUUUAAGAGAUAAAGUUAGUUCAUAGCCAGAUUUAGAUUAGAACAUCAAAACUAAUAAUUUUUGA